Messenger RNA from Acaulospora morrowiae, 2376 nucleotides. Lineage: Eukaryota; Fungi; Glomeromycota; Glomeromycetes; Diversisporales; Acaulosporaceae. The record is from the annotation of a GenBank genome assembly.
AUGGACGACGAUAACUUGGGAUUCUUGCCUCCCGUCCACUUUCGUUCCAAAAACCCAUCACCACCCACCAGAAAACCGGAAAAACACGCAAAUACCAAUUUUCGAUCCUUUCGACCAAAGUCCAAUCAUUCUUUCAAUGACAGAAGAAAUAAAACCAAAUCCUACAGAAAAUCCUCGGUCGGUCAUAACGAAGAUGGUAACCGUGAACCGGCAACAUUGAAACGGAAUCAUCAAGACAUUGAUGAUGGUGACGAGGAAAGGAAUGAAUCCGUAGGGAGUUUUCAAAGGUCUCUGAGUAAUUUCAUGUUUUGCAAUAGAUCUGUCGUCGCGUCUCCCACACCAAAGAAAUUCAUCCCUCACACACUGCAACAUUAUGAGAGGGAAAAAUCAAUUACAGGUGAAGAAGAGAGUCGAUAUCGACCUGGUCGCUUGGGAGGAUUUCAAAGGUCUUUGAUUUGUAGCCAAAUUGGUGUUCAAUCUAUCAAGCCUUCCGUUGGGGAUUCUAGUUCAUCGCCAAAAUCUGACAAGUUCAAGUAUGGGAGAUUCCAAAGAACCUUGAAAGACUUUCAAUUUGGUAGCGGCGCCUGCACCCAGAAAACUGAUUCGAAUAAUGCUCCAGCCAGGAGCAUGAACAUCGUAACGUUAAGGAGGCGGAAAAAUGAAUCCCCAUCUACUACAGAUGCCUCGGAUUCAAGUACACCUAUUAGUUCACGCGAUUUGCGAACAAAUUCAUCGUUUAAGAGAAUUCGACGCGAAAUCGACAAAGGUGUAGUGGUCAAUAAAAUCCCCGGACCGAUUGAGUACCUUCCACCUAUGGAUCUAGAUCAAGUGCGAGCGCACGAACAAACUCUGGAUAACGUAAUGAAAAAUUAUUAUGAUCAAGAUUCAACACAUUCAAAGAGUCCCGAACCUAUCGAGCACUCUCAUAUUUCUGAAGAAGAAUGGAUCUCUGUGCUAGACACAGUAUUCCUGCCUGAAGAGAUGGCUAAUGAAUCCAUCAAAUAUACGAUAAGUGCAAUACAUCAAAUGGUUGAUUAUAGAAAAAGAAUUCCUGUUACCAUCGGAAGAAUUGCUAAAUUUGACUCGAACAAAAGAAUUGUUACCAUAGAAGAUUUCACAGGGGAAAUCAAAGCUAUUUUUCACGAAAAAGUUCUUUCGGUAUAUGAACAACAACUUCGGAUCGGAACGAUGAUAGUUUUAAUUAAUCUCGCGUUUCUACGUGUGGAAGGAAAUAAUUAUCUUAAUGUCACGCUCGCCAACAUUCAUUGGGUAUCGGGGUCUGGUCAACCAAAUGACAAAACUCAUCAACUCACUGUUAAUGACGUCUCAGAGACUCGUGUUCAGUCAACUAGCAACAAGGUUGAGACCCUCAGGUUUCCUCUGCAAACUACCAAGGAGAUGGUACAAGAAGGAUCGAGUACUGAUGAGUCAAUAAAACAAGUCGACAUCGCGGUUGAUCAGACCGAACGAGGAAAGUCACGUGUUGAACAUUCAACAAAUACCGAUGGGAAAAAUUAUGAUGAGGAAAUAUUGUUGCCUGAUGUUGAAAACUUUAGUAGUCUAUGGUCAAAUACUGGGGACCCCGAAGACCUUUCGUGGAUGUUAGAAGAUCUGGAAGAGAUAACUAAUUCGCUUUCUGCUAAACAUAAUUCGUUAAGCGAAAACAUGAUACGGCAUCGGCAACAGGGGUCAAAUUGGUUGUACCGAUUAACAAGCUCGGUGGUAUCAUUGCAUUGCAUGUUAAAUAAUCCAGUGGUAGCUGAUCAAAUGCUUGUUCAUCAAGAUGACAACAGUACCAAAAAUUAUGAUACAGCAGAUUCUCAAAACUCUGAUAACGCCAUCACGACUGGAACGGCGAUCACGAUGAUUGUGUUGGUACUAUUAUUCUUAAUAGUCUCCUUUGUGAGUUUUAUAAGAAGACGAAAUUCUCAGAAUACGCCAUUAUCAAAGGACUGGAAAAUCCUUGAUGAUUUCGAGCUUGAGCAAAGCCGUCACGUUCCUUCGCCCCGAUUCAAUGAUUCUUUCAGUGUGAAUUCACCCUCCCCUAAUAAUAUUAUCUCGUAUCCGGAUAGCGUACAUACAGGAAACACAAAAAACUCAUCCAGAUCAACGUCCUUUCUAAAUGAUCCUUGCCCAUCGGACUCUCGAUCCGAAUCUUACUCCUUACGAGAACUCUCCUCAACCAAUUCCAUAACUCUUUCAAAAUUACCCGAUGUUCCUCCAUCGCUCGGCGACAUGCCAAAAUUUCGAACAGAUUCGGACACCUGGGAGAAAUAUUUGGAAAUGAUGAAUAGGCCAGAGAAGCUAAAUGAAACUGUGAUUCUUAUGGGACGAACGGGACACAGCCCACAUAGUAGCGGAGGACGAUCGUUAUAG